Molecule: messenger RNA, 3618 nt
Organism: Juglans regia (Persian walnut)
Lineage: Eukaryota; Viridiplantae; Streptophyta; Magnoliopsida; Fagales; Juglandaceae
Exons: 5
Coding region: 1-3618 (1205 amino acids)
Biological process (GO): DNA integration
Molecular function (GO): nucleic acid binding
Source: RefSeq, a predicted model, not a curated record
AUGGAGGCCAUGAUGAAGCAGUUUACUGCUAUGGCUUCAGACCUGCAAAACGUGAAUAACCAAAAAUCAACAAACUCAAAUCCGGGUGGAGGUUCAAAUCAGAAUGAACAGAUGGUGCUGCAUACAGGGGAAGUGUACCCGAGAGCUAUAAGAUUGGAUUUCCCAACCUUCAAUGGAGGUGAUCCACAUGGAUGGCUCUACAAGGUGAACCAGUUCUUUUCUUUUCAUAAUACGUUACCUCAACAUCGUUUGAGACUUGCUUCUUUUCAUAUGGAGGGCAAGACCCUCGUAUGGUUCCAAGAUCUUGAUGAGUCGGGGGUCUUAACAUCUUGGGAUGAGUUUGUUAAAGUCCUAUUGCUUAGAUUUGGGCCAAGUAGCUAUGAUGAUCCCAUGGAGCAAUUAACUAGGCUCCGACAAGUAGGAUCUGUUGAGGAAUAUAAAGCUCAGUUUGAGUCAUUAUCAAACAGAUUACGAGGGCUCUCAGAACAGUACAAACUAAGCUGUUUUUUGAGUGGUCUACGUGAUGAUAUAAGGUUGACAGUCCGCAUGUUUAACCCACACAACCUUCUCUUAACAUAUGGCCUUGCAAAAAUUCAAGAGGAGAAAACUACCUUACACAAGAAAUUCAUUCCCAGAACCAGUAACCAUCACCACUUUGAACUAGCCACCUUAAAAAUCAAUCCCACCCAACCUGAUAGCCAGAAACACAAUCCAAAAGCUUUUGUACCUGUCCACAAGAUUAGUCCAGCCCAAAUGAGGGAGAGGCGAGAGAAGGGCCUUUGCUAUAAUUGUGACUCCAAAUGGCACCCAGGGCAUAGGUGCCAAAGUCCUAAACUCUAUCUCAUUGAGGAGAUGUUGGAGGAUGACACUUUAAUAGAAGAACCACCAGACAGUUUGCCCUCACAAUCUAUUUGUUCAAAUCUGCCCAGACUAGAAAAAGAGCCAGAAAUCUCACUACAUGCCAUUAUUGGCUCUCCUAAUCCUAAAACCAUGAGGGUUAGAGGGAAAAUUGGCAGCCAAGGUGUCACUAUUGUAAUUGAUUCAAGAAGUACACAUAACUUCCCAGAUACUGCCAUUAUCUCACGUAUUCCAUUGUCAGUUUUAUAUGAGCACAAAGUUAAAGUUAAAGUGGCUAAUGGAGAUCAGCUUGAGAGUGAAGGGAAGGUGAUGGGGGUCAAUAUCAGCAUCCAAGGGGAGGUGUUCCAGGUCAACAUGUAUUUGCUGGACUUAGCUGGUUGUGACAUGGUUUUAGGCAUCCAAUGGCUGCAAGCAUUGGGAUCCAUCCUGUGGAACUUCAAAGAUUUGACCAUGCAAUUCCAACACAAUGGCAAGGCUGUAAUACUGAAAGGGUUGAAUGCUCAUCACUUGCUUGAGGAGGGGUCAAUGCAGCGAACUAAUCAUAUGGAGACUAAAGGACUUUUAUUGCAGUUGAUUGAAGAAUCCACAACAAAUCCACCACAUUCUCUACCUGAACCAAUUCAGCACCUACUCAACAAUUACCAAGACAUCUUCUGCACCCCAAAAGGCCUUCCCCCUAGCCGUACACAUGACCAUUCUAUCACACUACAACCAGGAACAAAACCAAUCUCUGUGAGGCCAUAUUGCUACCCCUAUUUUCAGAAGGAAGAAAUUGAAAAGAUUGUGCAGGAACUCAUGGAAUCAGGGGUUAUACGACCAUCUCAAAGCCCUUACUCAUCUCCAUGCCUUUUGGUGAGAAAGGCCGAUGGGACUUGGCGAUUAUGUGUGGAUUACAGGGCGCUGAACAGUGUCACUAUUAAGGAUAAAUAUCCUAUUCCGGUGGUGGAUGAGCUAAUGGAUGAACUCUAUGGAGCUAAAAUUUUUUCUAAGCUUGAUUUGAGGUCGAGUUACCAUCAAAUCAGGGUGCAUCCGAAGGAUGUUCCUAAAACUGCUUUUAGGACACAUGAAGGUCACUACGAGUUCCUAGUUAUGCCUUUUGGCUUAACUAAUGCGCCCUCAACAUUUCAAAGCUUAAUGAACCAGGUUUUUAAGCCCUAUCUCUGUCACUUUAUUUUGGUAUUUUUUGAUGAUAUACUAAUCUAUAGUAGUGAUGUUGAGAUGCACUUAUCACACUUGAAACUCACUUUUGAAUUACCAAGACAACAUCAAUUAUUUGCCAAGUUGAGUAAGUGUUGUUUUGGGCAAGAAGAAAUUGCCUAUUUGGGCCAUCUCAUUUCGGGCCAAGGCAUUAGAGUUGAUCUGGAUAAAUUGAAAGCCAUGAAGAAUUGGCCUGUUCCAAGAUCUAUCAAGGCCUUGAGAGGAUUUUUGGGGCUAAUGGGUUACUAUCGACGAUUUGUAAAAAGAUAUGGGGCAAUUGCAGUAAAGCUAACUAAACUGUUAAAAAAAGACAGUUUCAAGUGGAAUGAGACAGCCCUAACUGCUUUUGAACAACUUAAACAGGCCAUGAGUCAACCACCAGUUUUGGCCUUACCUAAUUUUCAAUUACCUUUUGUAAUUGAAUGUGAUGCCUCCGGGGAAGCUAUUGGGGCUGUGCUAAUGCAAGAGGGAAGACCACUAGCUUUUUUCAGUCAAGUUCUUAAAGGCCGAGCACUAGCUAUGUCAACAUACGAAAAGGAACUAAUGGCACUAGUUUCAGCUGUACAGAAAUGGCGACCCUACUUGUUGGGCCACUCUUUCGUAGUGAAAACGGACCACCAAAGUCUCAAAUUUUUACUAGAUCAGAGAGUGGGCACUCCAAUGCAGCAAAAAUGGAUAUUGAAGCUCAUGGGGUAUGAUUUUUUGGUGGAAUACAAAAAGGGGAGAGAGAAUGUGGUAGCGGAUGCCUUAUCUAGGCAAGAGUUAGAAAAUGAAGUGACGGUGGCUCUAAUUACACUUUCUAGCUGGGAUUGGCUCACUGAAAUUAAAAGCCUCUAUGAUUUCGAUGCAGAAGUAACAUCAUUGUUUCAAAAACACCAAGAAAACAGGUUGCCUCCUCAAUAUGUGGUCAAAGAUGGGGGUGUGCAACUGGCUUUCAGCACUGCCUACCAUCCUCAAACCGAUGGUCAAACAGAGGCAGUGAAUAAGUGGGUCGAGAACUACCUAAGGAGUUAUGUCAGUGACAAUCCUAAGGAUUGGUCUAAUUGGGUCGCAGGAGCCCAUCAUCAUGAGAAGCUUGAGGUGUGGAAUCAGUCUACUUUUGGGAAUGUUAAGUAUCAACUGGACAAAGCUAGAAACAGAUUAAACCAGUUGCAUGAUUUAGACCCAUCAGAGAUUGACAUUGCCAGGUUGAAUCCUGCAAGAGAAGAUGUUCAAGAACUGGAUACAAUGCAAGGGAAUCAUAUGGAAGCUACAGUGGAUUCACUUAUUGAUCAAGAGACCAAGUGGUGGAAGGUGGAGUACAUUAGAGCUCUCUUCAAUCCAAUUGUUGUUGUCGAUAUACUGAAAAUCAUGUUGUCAUCAAACGAGUAUGAGGACAAAUGGAUAUGGACACAAGAGAAGAAUGGAAAUUCCAGUGUUCAAAGUGCUUAUAGGUUUAUUCAUGAACAAUACAGAAGAAAUCAGGGGGAAAACUCCAAGGAAAAAGAGCUCAUGAUUACAUCAAUAGCAAAGGCUAAAAUGAUGUGUUGCUGGAAACCACCACCAGUGGAUGUUGAAUGUUGA